AUGACGAACCACAAGGAUAGCAAGGAGCUUGGCGAGAUGUUAUUUCAGACUACCAGUCCGCCCAAAGUCAACAAGAAGAAACGCGCGCGACGAUCUGUCCACUUUCAAGAGCAGACGAUCGCCAAAGACGACAAGAAGACCACGGCGGUGGUCACUCCCGCAGAAAAGCAAGCAGCCUUUUGGUCCCUACAAGAGAUGCGCCAGAUCCGAUUGGAAAUGGGCACCAUUGUGAGAGAUGUUCUAAUUGGCGGAACAUCGGCCUAUCCCCGUGGCACUCGAGGAUUGGAAAAGAGUUUGAAUCCAUUGGAAUCUCAAAUCCGACGCAAGCAAUUGGUUGCCGCUGUCCUUCGGGAACAACGAAUGCAGCAACGCGAAAAGGAAGUGGAUGUCGAAUUGAUUGCCGAGGCAUCCAUGGGAUACAGUCAUUGUCACGAAAAGGCUGCCAUUCAACAGGCGGAGGCCGAUCGACUCUGUGUCUUUGGUGAGCAGCAUUUUGACAAACAAACAUCAUGCUAG
Messenger RNA from Seminavis robusta, 516 nucleotides. The record is from the annotation of a GenBank genome assembly. Lineage: Eukaryota; Bacillariophyta; Bacillariophyceae; Naviculales; Naviculaceae.